Messenger RNA from Striga asiatica, 1094 nucleotides. The record is from the annotation of a GenBank genome assembly. Lineage: Eukaryota; Viridiplantae; Streptophyta; Magnoliopsida; Lamiales; Orobanchaceae.
CGACCAGCGAAAAAUUUACCGAAAUCAGCAGUUCAAAGAUGUUCGGCGGCCACAACAAGAGAUACAAACACCACAGCCCCACGCUCGGCUGCUCCAUGACCUUCCACGUCUAUUUUCCCCCUUCCCCUUCACCUUCCCACAAAUUCCCUGUGCUUUACUGGCUUUCUGGCCUUACAUGCACGGACGAGAAUUUUAUAGCAAAAUCUGGGGCUCAGCGUGUUGCUUCAAGCGAGGGUAUUGUGUUGAUUGUACCUGACACUUCUCCAAGAGGACUGAACGUCGAGGGAGAGUCUGACAGCUGGGAUUUUGGUGUCGGUGCUGGGUUUUAUCUCAAUGCAACUCAAGAUAAAUGGAAGAAUUGGCAGAUGUACGAUUAUAUUGUGAAGGAAUUGCCAGCACUUCUCAAGGAAAACUUCCCACAGAUUGACACAACACGGGCAUCGAUUUUCGGUCAUUCUAUGGGCGGGCAUGGAGCUCUCACAAUCUACUUGAAAAAUUUGGACAAGUACAAGUCAGUCUCGGCUUUCUCGCCUAUUGUAAACCCAAUAAACUGUCCGUGGGGCCAGAAAGCUUUCACUAAUUACUUGGGCGAAAAUAAAACUGAUUGGGAGGAAUACGAUGCCACUGUUCUCGUAUCAACAUUCAAUAACGUCUCGGCUACUAUCCUAAUCGAUCAGGGAGACGAAGACAAAUUCUUGCACGAUCAACUUCUGCCGAACAUGUUUGAGGAGGCAUGUCGAAAUGUUAAUGUGCCUCUGUUGCUUCGAAUGCAAUCUGGUUAUGACCACUCGUACUAUUUCAUAGCCACCUUUAUCGAUGACCACAUUCGCCACCAUGCUCAAGCCCUUAACCUUUGAAGUGACCUUUGGAUAAUUUUCGUUUUCUAGACAAAUUUUCGUUUUUGUCGUUUGUUUAUGCUCGAGUGCUCGUGUUUGGAAAUACGUUUGAGUGUGUCUCUCUUGUAUUUCUGGUCAUAUGUGUUUGUGAUGCUCUUGAGUAUAAGAGCAAACAUGGGGUUACACAUGACAUGAACAUGAUGAAAUCUUAAUCAAUAAUAUUAAAACCCACAUGAGUUGUAUUUCUUAAGUAACAAG